UCAACACUAUCCAAUGACAGUCGGCCUACCAACUAGGGAAAUUAAGUUAAAACCAACCAGUUUGAACCGAACGCACCCUCUAACCGGACGCAAACAAUGGACGAUGGCGAAGAAACAAGUUACCCUGACAACGAGGACAGCAACAAAGGGUCAGGCAAACAAAAAGCGAGAAGAGCCCGAAAAACAUCGAGUGUACAGAAUGAAGAUGACGAGUUGGAAACAAAAUGCACUGUCAGCUAUUUUACUCUAUGCGUUUCUGGCCAAAUAGUAUCGGCGACAUUUCCGCUGGGUCCCGACAGAGAGUUCAUAUUCUGCCGCUUCGAGCUGAUCGCCGGUCCCGACUGGCAAUUGGUAUCUGGGGUGCAACACGGCCUCACGCAGAUGGCCACCAACAAGGCAGGCCACUUUAAUGACAAAAUUGCUUUAAGCAUGCCCCUUGAUGUCACAUACAAGAGCACCAGUCCCUUUGGCUGGCCACAAAUUCUAGUUAGCGUUUUUGGACAAAACGGACGCGGUGCAGAAACUUUGUUAGGUUAUGCACAUGUCCAUCUGCCCAUCUUCGGCAAUUGCAGGCAGGAGCAGCAGAUGUCCCAUCUAAGUGAAGUUCCUAUUUUGAUGCCAAAGAGCCCGGGCAUGCUGGCCGAUGUGACCAGUUGGCUGCUGCGACGACAGCCGGAACUCAAGGAUCCCAAAGUUCUCCUAGACAAUCUGCAGUGCAAGGGUCUAUCCAUGGAAUCCUAUGGCACGCUGGAGUUCCAGCUGCAUACGAUAAUGAGAGGAGCACGUAAACUGGGCUACAACUGGCAUGCCUGAGCUGGGAUAUCGAAUAAGUUGACGUUCAAAAUGAGUGUUAAUAAAACGUGAAUUGCUUCCAGCGAA
Drosophila grimshawi is the source of this 879-nucleotide messenger RNA. It is a transcript of the gene B9d1, whose product is annotated as B9 domain-containing protein 1. The transcript has 3 exons. Gene Ontology annotation, biological process: cilium assembly. The coding region runs from base 97 to 813 and encodes 238 amino acids. Gene Ontology annotation, cellular component: MKS complex. The record is from RefSeq and is a predicted model, not a curated record. Lineage: Eukaryota; Metazoa; Arthropoda; Insecta; Diptera; Drosophilidae.